CAUACACCUCCCCUUGUAAUAAAAAAAGGAUUUAGCAGAGUUAUCUGGCCAAACAGGACGCAGUGUGCCUGCAAGCCUCACACCUCUCCUGGCUGAUCAAAGGCAAAGCCACGUGACGUUUUAUGAGCUCAGCGAGGCUGUUUGCACCGUCUGGACUCACCUGAAACAAACUGCCGUGUCAGAGUUUACCUUCGUCCUCGGCUCUCACCAUGAGCACGCGAACCCACACCUGAACCCCGAUGGCACAGCGGAGAAACAUGGGAUUUAUGAUCAAAGUCAUAGUUAUUGUUUUGCACUGCAGAGGCUCCUGGGCUGACACCACCAGGACCCUCAGCGUGCUGUCCGGCUCGGAUGUGACCCUCGGCUGCCUGUUCGAGAAGCUCUCCAGGUUCGUGCACUGGAGCGCGUUCACGGUGGAGUGGAACGUGGCGGACAGGCGCGCGGCCAAGCGCACGGUGUACACCCUGGAGGACGGGAGCGCGCACGUGAGCAGGGAGGGCUGCCAGGUGGACCGACUGGAGCUGCAGAGGAGCAACGCGUCCCUGCAGCUGCGCAACGUGACGGUGGGAGACCAGGGCCUGUACACCUGCAGGGUCAUCACACCUGUCGUGCACACCGAGGCCACGCUGCUGGAAGUGCUGGCUCGGCCCUCUGUGUCGCUCCCAGAAAAGGCGACAGUGACAGAAGGCGAGGAGAAGACUCUGCAGUGUGACAUUUCAGGCUUCUACCCAGAGAAACUGGACGUGACGUGGCAGAUCCAAAACGGCACACACACCGUCCCGGCCAGUGCCACACACCUGUCCCGUGUCUGCACCGAAAUGGCCCUUCUGAACGCCGACGGCACCUACAGCAUCCGCAGCGGCUUGACGGUGCACUCUGCAGCAGUGACAGGCGGAGAGAUCCACAUCAGCUGCCAGAUCAAACACCAAACCUACAGCGGCCUGUACAGCAAAACUGUCACUGUCACAGUUCAAGCUCCACCACAGCCUGUGUAUGACGCUGUCACACUGGUCGCUGCUACCAGUGUCACCAGUCUGCUGCUGGUCGUCUGCUUCACUGGAGGCUCGCUGUUGGUCUGCAGGUAUUUCAACAGAGUCCCGCCCAGCGUCUCUGAUAUCACGGGACCCAGCAUCGUGUACGCCCACGUGCCGACAGAGCUGAGAUGCACCAUCAGACGGGUUGGGCAGAGAGAGCUCAAGGUGAAGUGGUACAAGCUGGCGUCCGGUUCAGACUCGGCCCCGGGGUCGCCCACCCAGUCCGAGGCCGAGCCGGUGCUGGCGGCUGAGGAUCUGAGCGAGCAGACGACGCUGCAGUCAGAGAGCAGACACCACGUGUCCGUCCUCACCGUCUGCUUGACUGUCAGCGAAGACCUCACCACGUACCGGUGUGUGGUGUUUUACAGGGGCAAGAGGAUCACCAGAGAAACCACCGUGAAAGUGAAGGUGGAGCCGUCUUUCCUCCAGAUCUCCAGCAUCCCUCAGAUCCCCAAGGCGGAGCGGCUGCUGGUUCUCUGCUGCCGGGUGGAGAAUUUCUACCCCGCCGACGUCCACCUGGAGUGGUCGAGGAAUGACGGGGAGCAGGUCCGCACCAUCACGCACUUCGGGCCCUUCUCCGACCACAGAGGCCUGUACAGCGUCUGGAGUAAGAUCCAGCUGGUCAUGGCCAGGGAGGACGAGAGGGCGGUCUACACCUGCCGGGUUUACCACUCCAGUUUCCCUGCGCCGGGCUACAGAGACGUCCUCUACCACAUCAACACGCAAGGGACCCCCCCUAACGUGAUGUUCAUCAACUGUGAGCCGCUCUGCCCUCUCCUGAAUCAGGAGUGCACUCUUCACCUCUGCAUCAAAGACUUCUGCCCCGAAGACGUUUCCGUCUCUUGGUUUAAGGACGGGGAGGAGCUGCUCUCGGGCGUCUUCAACACGCCUCCCAGCCUGAACAUCAGCGGCCUUUACUCUAUGUUUAGUUUUCUCAAACUGACGCCCGACAAGGACGACCGCGGCUCCCAGUUCAGGUGCCGAGUCGUCCACAGCGCCCAGAAGGAGCCCGAGGAGAGGCUCUUCACGCUGCCACGUGUCGACAUGACUGUUACCGACUGAUGCAGAGACAAUGUGGAGCAUCGAGCUACACUGCUUGCUUUGAGCAACUUGUUUGACUUUAUUGUAGAAUUGAUUUGCACAGUACUGGUUGUCUGUGGGUGCAUCUAAAUCUGAAGUGAUUCUAAUGCAUCAUUUUGAUCUGACUCUUAAUUAUUCAUCCAAGGUUUGUUUUAUUAUUAUGGUUACGGUUAUUUUAUUAUUAUUUUUUUUAUUGUUUUUAUCCUGGGUUUCAGGUCUAUUAUUGUUUUUGAUGUUGUUUUGUUGUUUUUUGAUUUGUUGUUUCUAGCACUUUGGUCUGUGAGGGAUGAUAUUUCGUUCAGCUGUAUACUGUAUGUGGAUGAAUGACAAUAAAGUUUACUCGACUUGGA
Molecule: messenger RNA, 2464 nt
Organism: Myripristis murdjan (pinecone soldierfish)
Lineage: Eukaryota; Metazoa; Chordata; Actinopteri; Holocentriformes; Holocentridae
Product: signal-regulatory protein beta-1-like
Exons: 7
Coding region: 240-2096 (618 amino acids)
Source: RefSeq, a predicted model, not a curated record